This is a messenger RNA of Mycena citricolor, 1311 nucleotides long. Lineage: Eukaryota; Fungi; Basidiomycota; Agaricomycetes; Agaricales; Mycenaceae. The record is from the annotation of a GenBank genome assembly.
CAGCCACCGUCAAACAAGACUGACGCGUCCUGCAAUAGUUCCAAGCUACCAUGUCUGACCACAGUGACGACGUUCUUCCGAUUCCCAAUCUCGUUCUUGCGCAGAACCUCUUUACGCUCUCUAAUGCGUCUCUAUCUCGAUAUCACGAUGAUGCUCGGAAGUCUCUUCUCGCAGGCAUCAAAGCUGAUGAAAUGGGCCCGUGGUACCGUUCUUUGACCCAGGCGCCGUCGCCCAGCUCUCCUGUCGAACCGAUGGCUUCAUCCUCAUCGACACCUUCACCGUCGAUCACUCUUGACGCGGCUCUCCUGGAGGAAUUGGAGAAGAAGAACAAUGCCGAACUUGAGAAACUAGACGAACGGCUCAAACUUGCCCAAGAAACCGAGGGGGAGUCUGAGAUCAGUGAUGCACUGCGCGCGCGCGCCAACUAUCUGACCAAGAUUGGAGACCAGGACGCGUCCACCGCACAACUCCUCGCGUUUGAGAAGACCCCCGGUCUCGGAUCCCGUAUAGAUAUCUCUCUCACCCUCAUUCGCAUCGCAUUUUUCUGGGGAAACCGAGAGGAUAUCACGAAAUAUCUGGCGAAAGCGGAAACACUUGUAGAAGAAGGUGGCGAUUGGGAUCGGAGAAACCGACUGAAGGUCUAUCGGGGCCUGUACAUGCUGUCGAUCCGGCAGUUUAAGAGCGGCGGCGACCUUUUCAUCGAUGCGCUUUCGACCUUCACUGCAACCGAGCUUAUAAGCUACAACGACUUUGUCGGCAUGACCAUGAUUGCAGGCGUCUUAGGUCUCAACCGAGUCGAGCUCAAGAAAAAGGCUAGGCUUUCUAUUAUCGGGGCCUCCGAAGUUGCGCAAGCGUUGCCUGAAAUGCCACUGCUUGGGGAGCUGGUGAAUAGUCUCUACAGCUGUCACUAUGACAAGUUCUUCGUUGCUUUAGGUGACAUGUUCUCCGAGCUGGAACAGACCCAUCUGUUACCCUCACGAAUUCUCGCACCACAUGCACGGUUUUACGUACGUGAAGCUCGAAUCCUGGCCUACACCCAGCUACUCGAGAGUUACCGGAGUUUGACGCUCGAGAGUCUCGCCGGAGCAUUCGGUGUCAGCGUGGAAUUCAUUGAUAAUGAGCUUUCCCGAUUCAUUGCUGCUGGGAGGUUACAUUGUACGAUCGACAAAGUGCACGGGACAGUCGAGACGACACGCCCUCUGAAGAAGACAGCACAAUACGACACGGUGGUGAAGCAGGGUGACAUCUUGCUGAACCAGGUCCAGCGACUGUGCAAAGUGUUGUACUAGGCAAAUUCUAGUGACAUUGUAC